Messenger RNA from Volvox carteri f. nagariensis, 1413 nucleotides. RefSeq lists its product as uncharacterized. The transcript has a single exon. The record is from RefSeq and is a predicted model, not a curated record. Lineage: Eukaryota; Viridiplantae; Chlorophyta; Chlorophyceae; Chlamydomonadales; Volvocaceae. Bases 1 to 1413 code for a protein of 470 amino acids.
AUGACACUCCACAGGAGCAGCACGAGGGGGUGGAGCCUGAGGGGCGGGGCGGUCCGUGUGAGGGAGGGUGCACCACAGAGCACACAACGGGUGCACCGCAUGACACUGCCCGUUGACCAGCCUGGUGAACCCAACGUGCCUCCUGUGCAUUACUCCGUGCAAUGCGGCCUGCAGGAGGGGGGCGCCUCUGCUACUGUGCAGCUGCCACCGCCGGCGCCUGAGGAUGCCCGUGGCGGUGAGGCGGCUGCUCAAGCAGCAGACGAGAGGAGGAGACUGCUGCCCAAUGAUGAAGCACACCUUGAGCGAGAGAUCCGCCGCAUGGCUGGUGCGGUGGUGUCCUAUCGGGAGUCUCGCCAUCGGCGAAGGCCCACCAGGAACCGGGCCAUCCAGUCAUCAUCAGACUCGGACGUGGAAUCUGAGCCGGAACCAGAGGACAGCCAUGUACUCGAAACAGACCUUUUCACGCACACGAUAGACAUGGUCCCGGUGAUGCUUGACAAGGAGGGGUUUGCGGUAGUAGACGAUCCCCACCUCGCCUCUCUGAUCACUCCUGAUGUUCCCACAAGCGCCACUGAGCUCGUGUCAGGCGAUAAGGCAGCAGCAAUAUUUCAGCGUGGGGACCUUCCCUCGCGGCAGGGAGGGCUACCACGGCUUACCCAUGAGGGCAGGCUCCGACUCAGCAAUGGAACCGGGAGGCGUAUGAUGGUCAAGCUGGACAAGGUGCAGCCGGGGCCUAGCCUGUCGAACAUAGCAUCCUACGUGGAGGGUGUUAUCCAAGACAUAGUGGAGCGGAUCCCUGGCUUGCACCUGGUCAAGCCUGGUGUGAUCCUUGGCAACAACCCUGGCGGCACAGCCCCCAUUCGUCGGCAGACGCUGCACGUGGACAUGCAGCCUGGCAGAGGGAUGUCGUUUGUUGCAAUCGUGCCAUUGGAGCAGGACAUCGAGCUGUGGGUGAGCCCAGGGAGCCACCACACUGUGCAGGCGUUUGCUGCUCGGGCAGAGCCUGCUGCUGCAGCUGCUGCUGCAGCAGCAGAUGAUGCCGAAGCAGGUGAUGCAAGCAGAGCCGACAGAAGCAGUGCGGCAGGUGGGGAGGCCAGCCCCCACAGCGGUCAGGGGGCGGGGCGGGGUGGCACGCCAUCAGGCCUGUCCCUGGCGAACACAUUGACCCUGCCGGACGAGACAGCCCUGAGGUUCGUGUCGCACCUCCCGAGUCACCCAGUCAUGAGGAUGCGGGGACAGCCUGGCCAGAUCAUUUUCCUGCAUGGCAACACUGUGCAUGCUGGGGCGGCUGGCAAGGCUGGCACCUGGAGCCCGCGCCUCCACUGGUAUGUUCAGGGUGGUGAUCUGGAAAAUGAGACAUACAGCCUGGCUUAUGUCCACAAGGAGCUCCGUCGGCUAUUCCACCUCUCCUGA